Molecule: messenger RNA, 1563 nt
Organism: Brenthis ino (lesser marbled fritillary)
Lineage: Eukaryota; Metazoa; Arthropoda; Insecta; Lepidoptera; Nymphalidae
Source: the annotation of a GenBank genome assembly
AUGAGUAUCAAGAGAGUUGAAGCAGACGUGGAGGACGGCAGGGCGAAGGAGAGUCCUUGUUACUUCUGCGGGGACACGUUCGAGAUGGGAAAGUUACAGAAUCAUUUGAAACAAUGCGGCAGCAUCUUAGAGCAGUGCCCACUGCGGUGCGGCGCCUGGAUACAGCGCAAACACAAAGACACUCACGUGAAGGAAUGCCCGCUGAUGGAAAAGAGUCGUAACGUCUCGUCCGCGAGUCACGUGAGGGUGUCAGACCCGGUGCCGCCGGUCGUCAUCAACCACACGUGGAACGCCAGAUCCAUUCCCUUAGAAGAUUGUGUGUCUUUUCUCGAGAAAGAAGUCGCUGCUAUCAAACUAGUUAUUACUGAAGAAUCAAGUCAUCGCGACAUACAAUCAACAGAGUUAGAGAAUAUCCGAUCGAAGUUAAUUCUGGUCGAAGAACGCACACAGCAUUUCCUUUCAAAUAUAGUAUCUCUUCGCGCGACUGUUGAUGAUGAGGCGGAACGAGCUUCGAACUGGGCCGCGCAGUUCAAACACGACGUUUCCAAUGUGCAAUUAGCCUUACAGGAGCUGCAGAAUCAGCAGCUGAAUACUGUGAUGAGGCUGGAAAGUGCUAUCAGCAGUAUAGUGCAUGAACAGAACGAGAGGGAGCUACUGGAGCAAGCUCUGACCCAACAUGAUAAUAGAAUCCGGACGAUAAAUAGUUUAGAGGAAGUCAUUGAGUACAUCAAACGAACGGUAGAAGAAGAAAGAGAAAGGAAUGCGGAGAGUCGCGCAAUGUUGGAAAACGAGCUGCUGGAAGCACGAAGAUCAUCGGAGCAGGUUACACAGUUGGCCACUUUGAGAUUGCAAUUGGAAAACGCUGCUACUGGUGAAAGACCGGCAAUAGACCGCCUAGCAGUGCUAGAAGUAGCGACAGCAGACGCUCGAGCCGAAGCGGCCGAGCAAGGUACGAGGAUGGACAUCGUGUCACGAGAUCUGCGAGCGCUGACCAAGUCCUACCACAAGAUACGCAGCGAGCUCGCCGACUUCCAAACUAGGAUCAGUUUGGAUAGCCCUGAGUUUGGUGGAGACGAUGGUCACCUAAUUUGGAGGAUAGAUAAGUUCACGACUCGGAUGAAGGAGGCAAAAGAGAAUGACGCGGUGCUGACGAGUCCUCUCUUCCGUACCAGCAAAUAUGGAUAUACACUUAAGGCAGAAGUAAAUCUUAACGGUAUAGGCAAGUGGAAAGGACGUCACUUAACGUGCACGGUGCGGCUCGUCUCAGGGCCGUACGAUCCGCUGUUGGAGUGGCCUUGCGACCUGAAAGUCAGUAUUAUACUGAAAGACCAGCCUGCUACCCGCAGUCAGGCAAUGGACAUAGUAAAAUCUUUAGAUCUCCGUCGCAAAUCAUCGUCUAAGCGACACGACUACGAGGAAGAGGAAAAAACGAGGUCUAAUGAAGCUCUUGAUAAGGGUAUAUUGCAGUUGAAAAGGCAGUACAUCUUCAUACCACACACGAGUUUGGACAAGUUUGAAUAUAUAAAGAAUGAUGUUAUGUUCUUGGAGUUCUUAGUUAACCAA